Messenger RNA from Eublepharis macularius, 4139 nucleotides. It is a transcript of the gene CHAMP1, whose product is annotated as chromosome alignment maintaining phosphoprotein 1. Gene Ontology annotation, biological process: attachment of mitotic spindle microtubules to kinetochore. The coding region runs from base 212 to 3394 and encodes 1060 amino acids. NCBI's taxonomy places the organism in Eukaryota, Metazoa, Chordata, Lepidosauria, Squamata, Eublepharidae. The transcript has 2 exons. The record is from RefSeq and is a predicted model, not a curated record.
UUGAGCAGCCCCCUCGGAGGCCGCGAGCCAAUAAAAAAGCGGGCCUCCCGCCGCAAGCCCCUCUUUGUCUCUUCCACCAUUCCCGUUUCUGUCCCCCCCGUUCGACUCUGGCUUUUGGGAAGUGCCGCCAUUGUCACCGAAGCGCCCCAGCGGGAGCGUCUCCGUACGUUUUUUUCUUUCCCUGGGAAUACUGAAGCUUUCAAUUUGAAUCAUGUGCAGUGUAAUGCAAGCGGAGAGAAGAGUGGACAUGUUGAAGAUCCUGAGUAAAACAGCGGAGAGCUUUGAAUGUGAUCACUGCAACUUCAGAGGCUCUGACUAUGCAAAUAUACAGAUACAUAUGGGUUCUAUCCACCCUGAGUUUUGUGAUGAAAUGGAUACUGCUGGAUUGGGGAAACUUAUUUUUUACCAGAAAAGUGCAAAAUUAUUCCAUUGCCACAAAUGUUUUUUUACCAGCAAAAUGUAUAGUAAUGUUUAUAAUCACAUCACAUCACAUCGUACUGGGCCUGAAAAACUGAAUGAAGAGCAGAAAGAUUUGUUAGACGCAGGAUCCCUGAAAAAACCUAUCUGUGUGGAGCCUCCAAAGCCGCCUCUGUCUCCUGAAUCACAAAAGCCCACUAUGUCUCCUGAGUCUCAGAAGCCUACUGCUGCUGAACCCCUCAAGUCUGACAUUGGUUUAUCUCCCAAGAUGCAAAAGCCCUUCCCAGUUGCACCAGUGGAGCAGCAGAAAGUUGCUCCAGUUGUUUGCCCAGAGCCUCAGAAAUCUCCAGCUCUAGAGCCUCCCAAACCCAUCCCAGUACUGGCACCAGAGCCACUGAAACAGAGUCCUUUGUCUCCAGAACCACAGAAACCUGCCCUGACUGAGUCCCCAGAGCCACCAAAGCCUGUCUCAACUGUGUCCCCAGAACCACAAAAAUCUGUCUCAGCUAUAUACACCGAGCCACAGAAACCCCUCCCUGCUGUACAGGCAGAAGUACACAUUGCUGCCGUAGAGUCAGAGAAGUCUACGACACUAGUAUCCUUGGAGCCACAGAAACUAAUUCCGCCUGUAUCCCCAGACCUUCAGAAGUCUGCACUGCCUUCCUCUCCUCCUGUGGCUGUAUCUGAAUCACAGAAAUUUUCUCCAGCUAUGUCUCCCGAGCCCCGCAGGCAUUCUCCAGCUGUGUCUCCUGAGCCCCGCAGGCACUCUCCGGCUGUGUCUCCCGAGCCCCGCAGGCACUCUCCGGCUGUGUCUCCUGAGCCCCGCAGGCACUCUCCAGCUGUGUCUCCCGAGCCCCGCAGGCACUCUCCAGCUGUGUCACCUGAACCAAAGAAACCUGCCACUGCUCUGUCCUCAGAAACUCGCAGGCAUAUUCCUCAGAUGCGUAGACCUACUUCAGCACUUUCCCCUGAGCCAUGGAAGCCAGAAACAACCAUUUCUGCAGAUCCUUGGAGGCCUCCCAAUAUUUCAGAUCCCUGGAGGCCUGCCCCUACUACCUCUCAUGAGCAACAGAAGUCAUCUUUUAAUCUCUCUCCCUGGUCUCCAAAACCUCCCUCAUCUGUAUCGCUUGAAUCCAGAAGGCCUGCUUCAGAGCCCCGAAGGCCAAGCGCUAUGAUGCCCCCAGAGCCUCAGAAGUUUGUGGCAGAGCCUUGGAAAUCUAGCUCCUUACCUGAGACUCAGAAAUCUAGUCUUGCAUCCUCAGAACCUUGGAAACCCAUUUCUUCGGUUUAUCCUGAAGGCUGGAAACCUGUUUUGUCUCCUGAUACCUGGAGGCCAUCACCACCACCACCUCCUCCUCCACCACCUCCCCCCAUGCCAUCUGAACUUAGAAAGGCUGGUCCUCCUAUGUCACCAGAUCUUUGGAAGCCUUCCUUCUUUCCUGAGCAACGCAAACCAGCUCCUUCCAUGUCUCCUGAUCCCUGGAAAUUUUCUUCUGAGCCUCGAAAAUCUCCUUUCUUUCCAGAGACUCAGAAACCUGGUACUUUUGUGUCCCCAGACCUCCAGAAGCGUGCUUUGUUUUCUGAACCCCGAAAACGAGCCCUUUUUCCUGAGCCUAAAAAACCUGUUCCUCCUGUUCCUGCUGAGGUUCAGAAGCGCCCCUUUUUCCAUGAAACUCCUCAUAUGUCAUUUCCCGAAGUGCAGAAACAUGCUCUCUAUUCUGAAUCUCACAGACCUCCCCCUGUUUCUCCUGAAGCCCCAAAACAUGCCUUCUUCACAGAACCCCAGAAACAUAUUCCUGUUUCUCCUGAAAUACAGGAUCAUGUUCCUUUCUCAGAACCUCAGAAACCACCUGCUCUUUCUCAUGAAGUUUUGAAGCCUCCUGUAACUUCAGAAAUCCAGAAACUUGCUACCUUUGCCGAACCCCAGAAGCCGCCUCCGAGUUCCCCUGAGAAGCAAAGGCAGCCUUUCUUCGCAGAGCCUCCGAAACGUUCUCUUUCACCUGAACUCCAGAAACCUCCCCCUCCCCCGGCGUCAUCUGAUCAGAAGCAGCUCUUCGCUUCUGAUGCCCACAACCCCGUGCCUGUUGUGUCCUCUGAAGUCGACAAAGCCACUGUCUCUGAGUUGAGCCAGCCUUCUGCUCCUGCCUUUACAGAAUUGCAGGCAUCUGCUGAAUCUAGCAAUAAAGACUUCUUAACUGAAAAUCCAGAAGAUGAGAAUCCUUUCAGUGGCCUGUUGGCUCCAAAAGAACAGCCUAUGCAAAGCAAGGAACCUGUAGAAGAUGCUUUGUAUACUUGUCCAAAGAAGAAACCCAAGAAAGAAAACCAGGAGACUUCUAACGCAGACUUAAAUAGCAGUGACAGUGGAAACACUGAGAUGGAUACAUCGGAGGUGAAAGAGCAGGAAUCCCUCAGUGAUCAAGAACAGCUUGAUGCAGAAUCAUCUGAUCUCAGUAAAGAGACUAAGACUGAUGCAGCUGCUACAACAACACAGCCUCAGUGUGUGCUGCAGUUUACCGAAGAGAAGGAAGCUUUUAUCUCAGAAGAAGAAAUAGCAAAGUACAUGAAGCGUGGCAAAGGCAAAUACUAUUGCAAAAUUUGUUGCUGCCGAGCUAUGAAAAAGGGUGCGGUGUUGCAUCAUUUGGUUAACAAGCAUAAUGUCCAAAGCCCAUUCAAGUGUGACAUUUGUGGGAAGGCUUUUCUCUUGGAAUCGCACCUCAAAAAUCAUGUUGCUGCUCAUGGGCAGAGUUUGCUUAAAUGCCCACGCUGCAGUUUUGAGUCAAACUUCCCUAGAGGCUUUAAGAAGCAUUUAACCCAUUGUCAAAGCCGUCAUAAUGAAGAGGCCAAUAAGAAACAGCUGGAUACCACUGAGCCACCUAGUCAGAGCUAUCCCAGUGAAGAGGCCAGUAAGAUACCAGUGGAUGGCUCUGAACCAAUGAAUGAAUCGCUUACUGAGACACUUAAUGAAGAAAAUCAGUGAUUUUUGGGUUUAGGAGUAGAGAAGUCUCCAAACAUGUUGCAUUGUACUUUGUGAUGUAGUUGAGCUUAUAUAACAAAGUGAAAAGAAGCUGCUGUUAUUACAUAGAGCUAUGUUAGCAUGUCAUAAUAAAUUCAUUGAUCACGGUCUAAGACAAUUUUAAGCAUGCUUAAGCCAUUGAUUUAAUAAACUCUAGCGUGCUUAACCAUGUAUUAGAUUGUGGCCGUUAUAUUUAGAAAGCAGAAGGAGUGGACAGACUUCAAGCAUUACUAAAUCAAUAAGCUUGUACCACAGUGUCACAAUUCUUAACAAAGAAAAUAUACUCGCUUUACAAAUUUGAAAUGUGAGAAGAUAGAAAAACAGAUGUUUGGCAGAUGUCCUCCAGUUCAGCUGUACAAUUCGUAAUUUUAUUUGCAAAAUAUUUAGUGAGCUCUUUUAUGAAGUAGUUACGGUAACCUGUUUAAAUUUUGCAUGAGAUGGCUGAAAUUGUAAGAAUGUUUAAGUAUUUAUUGGGGGGAAUCCCAGUUUGCUCCUCAGUGAGUUGUUUUCUUAGAUUUUUGAAGUCGCUGUGCUUCUGAUUUUCAUAUUUGAAGCACAAGUUAGUAAGUGUGAAAUAGCUAGAGUGAUGUCAAAUGUGAUACUUAAAUGCAUAUGUGCUGUGUCCUGUAUGCUUCUUUGUAUCAGAGAAAAGUGCAUUUUAAAGACAUUUUUUAUUCUUUUAACAAUAAAACAUUUCAUUUCGGAUUAU